CCCUAAUCAAAAAAAUAUUGUUUCUAGAACAACUCACGAGUUCCUAUUUGGAGCUAUUGCCGAACUUAUCGACAAUUCUCGGGAUGCAGGUGCCACUGAACUGGAUAUUUUUACAGGCAUUUCUUGUUAUAUACAAUUUUGCUCAGACGAAGCAAGAAACGUUAUUGUUUUUGGUAAAUCGUUUAAGAGGGCUUCCGAUGGUUCCUCCAUUGGCAUGUAUGGCAAUGGGCUCAAAUCAGGUUCCAUGCGCAUUGGGAAUGAUAUGAUACUCUUCACAAAAAGAGAUUCCAUAUGUAGCUGUGUUUUCUUGUCCCGUACGUUCCACGAGACGGAAAAGCUUGAUGAAGUUAUUGUCCCCUUGCCUACUUUUCGGGCUGAUGAUAAAUCUCCUAACAUUAUAACGCCGGAGGAUCAAAACAAACAUGACACUGAAAUGCAGAUUAUUCUCAAAUACUCACCUUUCCGCUGUAUCAAGGAUUUCUUUUACCAAUUCGACAGAAUCAAAGGUGAAAGCGGUACAUUGGUCAUCAUUUACAACAUGAAAUUACUGGAUAACGGUUCUGCAGAAUUAGACAUUACCACAGACGCACCUAGUUCUGACAAAGAUGAUCUAAUGGAACCUCACAAACGUAGUCUCCGAGCUUAUGUGUCGAUCCUUUAUGCAGAUCCAAGGAUGAAGGUGCAUAUUCAGUGCAGAAAAGUCCAAACGAAACGACUUCUUGAUACUCUUUACGCCGUGAAGCGGUACAAUUUUGCCAGCAAAACGUUCCGCACACGGGCCGAACGCGACCUCGCAAAAGCCAAAAACGACGUCAAAGUUGGUAAGCAACUCAUACAUUGCUUUCUACAGGAUGUUCAGUUUUAUAUUUUCAUCGUAGACAUCUAUGGCUAUGCUCAUUUGCGUAUGUUGCCGAAUUCUCUAGUCCCGCAUAGACCUUAUGGAAAAUUUAUGCGCUUAAAUUAA
This is a messenger RNA of Mesocestoides corti, 964 nucleotides long. Lineage: Eukaryota; Metazoa; Platyhelminthes; Cestoda; Cyclophyllidea; Mesocestoididae. The record is from the annotation of a GenBank genome assembly.